AUGCCGCUCGAGGAGAUGGUCUUCGGCGAAGAAAUCUCCAGGCAGGAGGAUGAAGCCUCCGGAUGGAUUGUUGCCCACUCUCGGAAGAAGCAGCGUCAGGAUUUUACGCCCGGCGACAGCCCUGGCCUCAGUGCCGGUAAUAGUGCCGCCCGUCCAGCGCACCCGAAGGGGCCGAUGAACAAGCUCAUCGCCGCGACGCGCCUGCCACGAUUGCCUAAAGAUCACUACCGGGUUGUCGUGCGUCCAAAGGGAGGCAUGGAUGUGCGCAAGGCAGAGGAGGAUAUUGUUUGUGCCAAUGAAAUGCAGAACAUUUUUGUGAUCAGCACGCCACACGCUAGGAACGCGGAAGCCUACGCUAAAGUGAAGCGAAUUCGCGUGGGAGAAACGCUCCAUGAAGUCUCUACUUAUGUGACGCCACCCGGAGAUACGUGCAGAGGAGUUGUUCGGGGUAUUGACCCUGAGCUGUCUGACGACCGGCAUGGUGAGCUCUUCGUGCACGCGAGAAAUCCGAAGGUUCUCGGAGUACGGCGCAUCAAGCAAACGCCCACGGUGAUCGUCCUGUUCGACGGUAUGAAAGUUCCAAACUACGUCAUGUGUGGGACGAACAUGAUCAGGUGCACUCUCUACCGACGACAAAUCGACGCCUGUCGAACCUGCGGAAAACUGGGACAUCGCUCGGACGUUUGUCCUACCCCUACGGUCAUCACCUGCCCGGACUGUGGGGUCUCAUCGCCCCCUGAGAAUCACACGUGCCAGCCGAAGUGCUCCAUCUGUGGAGCGCAUCCGACGGCAGAUCGGGCCUGCAAAAGCAGGUACCAGGUCCCCUACAUCGUUCGGCGUAGAAGGCGACGACGCAGAAAAGCAAACAAGCAUCGCGGGGAGUUCGUGCCACAGCAAGCUGCCGGGCUCGGAGUCAACCAGGGGGGCGGACUUGAUACUCCUGGACAGGGUGCGGGUCACCGCUCUCGCUCGAUGGAUAGGUCUGCCUCCUGUGUCCGGAUUCAACAGGAACCUACCUGGGCUGAACGAGUUGGCCAAAAACGUGAGUCUCGCACUAUCGUGCAGCGCCAGUUGCCAGAGCAAGCUACGGCUAGAAUACAGCAGCUAGAGCGUGAGAAUGCAACUCUGAGGAGUGAGCUUCAGGAGAUUAAAGCAUUAGUUGAGGAGCUUAGGCAGCGCGAACGCACGCCGGAAGGGGCGGUGAAAGUGCAGCAGGCCGAGACACAACCUAGAGGCGCAAGGGAUACCACGCCGGACCUGGCCUUUGUCAGGAACGUCGAGUGCCCUUUCUGGCAGAACUUGCAUGAGAACUUGGGGAGUGACCAUUUCAUCGCGUCUAUCUCCCUCGCGAUUAAAGCACCACGGCCGCAGGUUUUCAAAAUUGUUGAUUGGGAUGCCUUUCGGGAACUCAGAAAGAGCGAUGAAAAUGAGUACGAUGAUCUUGGCCAGCUACUUGAGCGGCUUAAGACAGAUGUCAAAGCUGCCACUAAGGUGGUGGAGACGGAUCUCAAAACCGAGCGCAUGGACAGCCGCCUAGCGAGGCUCCUUGAAGCCAAAAACUCCAUACUUAACAGAUGGCGUACGCAGCGACUCAACAGGCGGCUCAGACGGAAAAUUGCUCUACUCAAUCAGGAAAUUGAGUCGUACAGCCAAACCCUGGCUAGACAACAAUGGGAUGAGGUCUGUAACGCUGUCGAUGGGCAGAUGCGGUCAGGGGCAAAAUGGAACAUUCUCAAGCACCUCCUCGGAGAUAAGCAAACUAAAUCUAAUCAGAGACACACUGUUGAUCGGCUCAUUCACAAGGAGAGGUCUGCUGGACUCUCCGAUGAUCAAAUCUUACAACAGCUGGCGGAUAGGUACCUCCCCCUGGGGGCUACCACGGAUGCAGACUACCCGAAUUUUUCCGGCCUGGAGCAUGCAGUGCUGGACUCCCCCUUCGACACGGCGGAGAUUAGGGCGGUCCUUUUCAAUCUCAAUGGAAAGUCGGCUCCCGGGCCGGAUGGUAUCACUAACAGGCUACUUAAAAAUCUGGACGAUAGAUCCAUUGAGCUUCUAACUGACGAGGUCAACCGGGUGUGGGAGUCGGGGCAGGUGCCGGAGGAGUGGCGAACGGCCUCUGUCGUCCUCAUUCCCAAGCCUGGUAAACCUCUCGGACUCGGCACGCUCCGACCAAUCUCGCUCACGUCUUGCGUGGGUAAGGUCGCAGAGCAUGCAAUCCUUAACCGAAUCUCCCAUCACAUUGAACACUACGAGCUCUUUCCUUUCAAUCUCAUUGGCUUUCGUCCCGCGCUCUCUACGCAAGACGUUAUGAAAAUGAUUAAACAUCAGAUUCUUGAAAUAGACACCACAGAUGUUCGAGGGAUUCUUGCACUCGAUCUGGAGAAAGCUUUUGAUGAUAUCUCACAUGCCCACAUACUGGAUUCGAUCUCCGAGUUGGGAUUGGGGGCCCGCUUUUACGGGUUCGUCCGCUCUUUUCUCAGGGAUCGCGUUGCCACAAUUCGGCUCGGGGACCUCUGCUCCAAGGAAUUUCACCUUGGACCUAGGGGAACCCCUCAGGGAUCGGUCAUUUCGCCAUUAAUUUUUAACAUCGCGAUGAGGAAACUCUCACUCGAACUCGCUCGUAUCGGCCGCAUCGGACAUGCGCUGUAUGCGGACGAUAUUACUAUAUGGUGCACUGGGGGUAGAGACGGAGACGUUGAGGAGUCCCUCCAGCAGGCCCUCAGGUGCACGGAAGAGUUUUUGGAUAGCACGGGGCUGCACUUGUCGACCGUCAAGUCGGAGCUUCUCCUGUACACACAGCAGAAGCGCAAGUUCACCACCAUUCCAUUUCCGCCGGAAGAGAUUAGGAUCAAAAUUCACACACGGUAG
Molecule: messenger RNA, 2868 nt
Organism: Rhipicephalus sanguineus (brown dog tick)
Lineage: Eukaryota; Metazoa; Arthropoda; Arachnida; Ixodida; Ixodidae
Exons: 4
Coding region: 1-2868 (955 amino acids)
Molecular function (GO): zinc ion binding; nucleic acid binding
Source: RefSeq, a predicted model, not a curated record